UCAAACAACAGAGGUAUUGUUAUUUGCUGAAAGACACACCUGUUGGAUCCGUUUUGUUUCAUCCCUGUUCUUGCUGGAGAUUUCUCGAUGUGACAUUGUGCAGCGACUCGGUCAGGAGCUCACUGGUUUGCAGAGAAGGAUGAGCAGCUUUCUGUACUUCAUCCUCCCCGCUCUGGGUGGAUACACUCUCACCUCGCUGUACCUGCUGAAGAACCCGCUGAUUCUCCACAAGAGGAAACGCACCGGUUUUUACUGCACACACAUCUCACACAGAGGAGGAUGUGGAGAAAGGAUAGAGAGCACGAUGGAGGCGUUCACAAAUGCGAUGGAGCAGGGCACUCAGAUGCUGGAGAUGGAUUGUCACUUGACACGCGAUGGACACGUGGUGGUGUCACAUGAUGAGAAUCUGCUGAGGCAGACCGGCCGCGACGUCACCAUCUCCUCACUCAAUCUGCAGGAUUUGCCUCUGUACAAAGAGAAGCUGGAGGUGACAUUUUAUGCAGGUCGCUACAGCAGCGGUGCAGACAGGAAGUUCGCUCUGCUGGAGGACGUGUUCAGGAAGUUUCCUGAGAUGCCUGUCAGCAUUGAGAUUAAAGAAAACAACAAGCAGCUGAUAGAAACGGUCUCUGACUUGGUGAGACACUACAACAGGGAGGAGAUCACCGUCUGGGCCACUGUGAACUCCAGGAUCAUGAAGGAAUGCCGCGAAACGAACAGCUCCAUGCCGUACAGCUUCACUGUGCACCGAGGCAUCCUGCUGCUGCUCCUCUUCUACAGCGGCCUGCUGCCCUUUGUGCCUCUGGGAGAGAGUUUACUGCAGUUCUACCUGCCAUGCAUCAUCAACAGGACGUUUAUUCCUAAGAAGCACAUCUUGAGGAACACGCUGGUCAUCUCUUUGUUAGAAAAAGUAACAAUGAGGAAGAGUCUUUUUAAUCACCUUGCAGCUCGUGGAAUUCAGGUGCAUUUGUUUGUGUGCAAUAAAGAUGAAGACAUUAAGGCUGCAUUUGAAGUGGGAGCCACGGGAGUGAUGAGCGACUAUCCAGCUCUGCUGUCGAGCUACCUCUGCAGAAACAGAAGUCAGGAUUGAAACACCCUCAUGUGACAACAAAUAUUAAUUUAGCUCUCUGAAUGUGUAAAGAAAAAACUGUGAAAGAUAAGUAAAUAUAUGAAGUGUGAAACCUAUUUCCUCCAACCUGACCAGAUUAGUUGCAGAGUUGUUGGUCUAACUGUUAAACACAUCCAGUGCAAACAAAACUAUCGUUCAGCUCUUUCUUAGUCACUGCUGAUAGAAUUAUCAGCAAGAGGUUUAUUUCUACAGCCUCCACCCAAAACCAGUCCCAGCCGAGAGUUUAAAGGAAUACUUCACCCACAAAAUAAUCAUUUGUAUAUCAGUUGCUCACCCUGUAGUACCUUGAAUUUAUCAAGAAAACUUUGUUUAACUCGUGUGCUUCCACAAAGAGUCAGAAAACGACAAAACUCAUGAUGAAAUGGGGUAGAAAGGGAUCCGCCUUUACUACACUGAAGAUUCAGUUUUAGGGCUUUUUGUUGCCAGUGUUAUAGAUCAGCUGCUCUCUGCCUUUAAUGCCCCCCAGCAAGGCGCCAAAAUACUACAUCAUCAAAAUAUCACACUCACCCCACACAUGGUCACGGCUUUGCGGCUUUACGAUUUACACAAACUUCAUUAUGGAGCUGUUACAAGCUCCGAUCCCGGCUCAGAAGCGAGACCACUCUGUCCCUCCUUUCUGUGAUUGGACGUUAUAUACAGCACGGCAAGGCGGCAUAAUGGCGUGAAAUUCCCACCUUUAACAUGCAGUGUAAAUGCAGAGAGGGGGAGUAACGUGCCUGGACAAGUGUGUGCGUCUGAACUGCGCUCAUGCAUUGUAUUGAGCAGUUUAAACAUGCUCUAGUGUUCCUGGUGUGAGAUUGUUUAUGUUUAUGAUUCUGUCCAGUUUAUAGAAUAAUUGGAAAUAUAUAUGAUUUUUCAAAUGCAAGUUUAUCUAACGUGGCCAAUAUAAAUUUCUCAUUUAUCAAAAGCAUCUUCAGCAUCAAGUAACACUGUUGUGGUUCCUAAAUGGUUAAUUUUGGAUGGAUAAUGUGUGUGACCCAGAGCUUUACUCAUGAUUUUAUUCUCUGUGUUGAUGAGUGAAGUGAGACAGCAGCUGGCUAGUUGAAAAAAGUAAGAUGUUAGUGGCAUUCAUUUUUGUUUGCAGUCUGGAGUUUUGUUUUAUCUCAGUUGUAAGUUUGUGAGAGAGCAACGCUGCCACGGUGUUUGCAGCUGGAGUGAAUGUUUAACCAGCUGGAUCAAAUCACCUGACGCCCUGUUUGAUAAAAGUAAACGUGACUUUGUUUUGACUGUGUCUGCUAUUUUCUGACAAUAUUUGAGUGGUUUGAGUAAAUGCUGAGAAAUAAAUUA
Messenger RNA from Plectropomus leopardus (leopard coralgrouper), 2413 nucleotides. RefSeq names its product glycerophosphodiester phosphodiesterase domain containing 3a (gene gdpd3a). Gene Ontology annotation, cellular component: endoplasmic reticulum membrane. Gene Ontology annotation, biological process: glycerophospholipid catabolic process. Gene Ontology annotation, molecular function: phosphatidylcholine lysophospholipase A1 activity; phosphoric diester hydrolase activity. The record is from RefSeq and is a predicted model, not a curated record. Lineage: Eukaryota; Metazoa; Chordata; Actinopteri; Perciformes; Serranidae.